This is a messenger RNA of Colletotrichum karsti, 1728 nucleotides long. RefSeq names its product FAD linked oxidase domain protein. Gene Ontology annotation, molecular function: FAD binding; oxidoreductase activity. The record is from RefSeq and is a predicted model, not a curated record. Lineage: Eukaryota; Fungi; Ascomycota; Sordariomycetes; Glomerellales; Glomerellaceae. The coding region runs from base 1 to 1728 and encodes 575 amino acids. The transcript has a single exon.
AUGGCCCGCAUUCAAGAUUUCGAGGGUAUGCAGUACUCUCGCACCGGCGACGAGGAUGAACAACAAGAUUAUGCCUUCUUCAACCAGCAGUACGCAACCUCGACAUAUCAGAAGGAACACAACAUGAAACCGAGUCUCAUCGUCCGACCUAAACACGACCAGGAUGUAAUCAAAGCAGUCAACUGGGCCCGUGACAACAACGUCGCCGUCGCCGUCAAGAGCGGCGGUCACCAAUACAGCGGCGCCUCCUCCACCGGCGGGGUCAACAUCCAGCUCGACCUCUCCAACACCUACAAAGACCUCAUGAUCCUGAAACCCAAGAUCCCCAUCGCCCAAGACCGUGCUCUUGUCUACACAGGAGUGAGUACCACCAUGAUGGAGCUCAACCACUACCUCAAGCACAACAAACUCUUCGUACCUACCGGGCAAUGUGCCUUCGUCGGAGUAGGCGGCCACGGACAGACCGGCGGAUACGGACAGCUCGGUCGUAGCUUCGGUCUCUUUUCCGAUCACAUCAGAACCAUCCGUCUCGUCUGCCACGACGGGGUCAUCCGGGACGUGACCAAGGAAAACGACGCGGAGUUGUUCUGGGCCAUCCUCGGCGGAAGCCCGGGGAACUUCGGCAUAAUCACGCACUUCAUCGUCGAAGUAUACAAGUCGAAAAGCUACCUCGGUACCGUCGCAGGACCGAAUGAUUUUAAGGGCCCGCACGGCAUCAAGGCGCUGUGGAUCUACUCCCGCGAAGUGCUCGAAAGGCUCCUGACCGCCGUCGUCAAGAUGGCCGAAGACCCGAGCUUCCCGCGCGGGUUUGACAUCUGCGUCAGCGUCCUCAGCACCGAGUUCCCCAUCACGACGCUCUUCAAAGAGCUCAACGACGCCAGCGUGUGGGAGCGCGUGCAGGAGCACAUCAGGAAGGUCCUCGAAGACAAGUUCCUCAAGUUCCUAAACGGAAAGUUCCCGGCGUCCAUCAUCCUCUACGCUCAGUGGUGUCCGACCAGCAAAGAAGACAGGUACGACGCCAAGGUGGACGCCUGGUUCGACCAGUUCCGUCAGCUCAAAGGGCUCUUGGAGAACGAGACGCUGCAGUUUGGAGAAUUCGAUAUGGAAAUGUCGGACAUGACGGGCCAGUGGAUCUUCCCAAAGGCUCGCGAGUUCGACCUUCCGUACGUCAAGCGCACGUACGCGACCAAGUCGACGAGUCUGCUCAAGGAUGGAUGGAUUGAUUCGGUUGCGGAUCGUAUUGACCUCAUCUACAACCCGAAGCAGUAUCUCGACGGACGCCCUGGCGAGAAGAACUUUGAACGGUACCUCAGGUGCAAGCUUUCGGUCCAGAUCCAGUGUUUCGGCGGCGAAAAGUCGCGGUUUUAUGCCAACAGGGACAACGGAACGUCAUUCAGCUGGCGAGACUCGUCAGUUGUGCAGACGCUCGAUUGUUUCCAUGAAGCGGAUGCCGAGUCGAAGAAGUAUGCCGAUGCGUGGCAGGCUAAGAACGACGCUGUCAUGAUCGGGCCCGAUAGUUCGUUCAGCAAAGAAGACAGGCGUCUCCUGUGGGGAUCAUAUGGCAACUGGAUACUCGGCGAUGAGAAGAUUUGGAGAUGCUAUUAUGAGAGUGAAGAGAAGUAUAAGAGAAUCGGAAGGGCCAGAGCCAGGGCCGAUCCCCACGGCACUUUCACCGCGAACCCUUUCGCUGUCACUGCGGUUAGAGGUGCUGUCAAUGGACAUACGUAG